Molecule: messenger RNA, 1104 nt
Organism: Podarcis lilfordi (Lilford's wall lizard)
Lineage: Eukaryota; Metazoa; Chordata; Lepidosauria; Squamata; Lacertidae
Source: the annotation of a GenBank genome assembly
AUGUCGAGCAAAAGAGCGGCGGGUGCUUCACUUUCCACCUCCUACUCUAUCUGGGUUUAUUUAUCCCCAGCAGCCAGACCAAGCAGAAGCAGCUUCCUGGAUCCCGCUUUUCAUCGCCGGGAGCAGCGUGUGGGAGAGAAGCGACCCGAAAACAGCGCCCGGCGGCGGCGACAGCACCCGCUUCCCCCUCGCCUCCCGACAUCCACGCGCCCCCGUUCAAAAGCGAUGGAAGCUGUUGGCAAAGGCAGGCGAAAGGAGGGAGGGAAAGGAAGAGGGAGGCACGGUUAUAAAAUAGCCGCCCUCACACACGCUUCCCUCGGCGCCGUUUCUUCUUCUCCUCUUGCUGCUGAGGGGAACCAGGAGUCACUUCGCUUACACGGGUCAGAAGCAGAAGCAGCAGCAGCAGCAGCGAGAGAUUUCUUUCCCUUGAACCGUUCCUGGAAGAAGCCUCCUCGCCAGGGGAGGAGGUUGGGUUCACUGAGAGCCGCGGCAGAGCGAGCACCAGCCGCCAGAAGCCCCUCCUCGGGAUUUGCUCUUCUGUCUCAUGGCUGGAAGGCAGCGGGAACUCUGCCCGUUGAGCGUCCGCCUCACGGGGCUCCCUCUCGGCCAGGGAAGGUCCUCCGGUCCCUUCGCCUUUGUUCGCCUCGCUCCGUCUCCCCCGGGAAGCCCCUCGCUCCCUGCCUCGUCCUCCGCCGCCCACAAGCCACGCAGCAGCAGCGGCAGCGCGCCCAGGUCGCUUGCGGUCUCUCAGGGUCUCUCCCCGUCGCCUCCCAGCCCGCUUUCUUCUCGGCAGCCGGUGGCGAUGCCUCCUCUCGCCAACCCCAAGCGGCGGCAGCGGGAACGGCCGGCUUGUGCUGCCGCUGCCCUUAUUGUUUUCACUCUCUUCCUCCAACCUGCCCCCGCGCCCUGCGCUGGGUCCCGGCUCCCGACCACGCGACGGCGCGAAAGCGGAGAUUCCCCCGCCACCCUCCAAUGUUCUCCUGCCUCAAGAGGAAGAAGGCUCAAGGUCCAUCUCCCGCCUCCCUCCCUCUCCCACUCUCGAGCGCACGGCCUUCUGGGGAAUGUAGUCCACUGCCUUCCUUCCGCGUGUACAAGACUACAUAG